GGCCCCACGCCAUUCAUCGUUGCGGCAUAGAAGUGGUUCAGCCGCCGCGGCAGAUGCUUGCUCAAGAGCUGCCAGAUAACCGACCCGGAGAGCAGCCCGGCCCCAGUGGACGGAAGCGACAGCCCAGCAUGUCAGAGACAAUGCCGCUGUACACGCUCUGUAAGGAGGACUUAGAGAGUAUGGACAAAGAGGUGGACGACAUCCUAGGAGAGGGCAGUGACGACAGCGACAGCGAGAAGAAGAGGCCCCCACCCCGGGAGCCCCAGGCCACGCCGGAGGCCACGCUGGAGGCCACGCCGUGCAGCGGGAGGACCACCGCAGGCAGCCGGGGGCCCAGGUGA
Leptonychotes weddellii (Weddell seal) is the source of this 341-nucleotide messenger RNA. The record is from RefSeq and is a predicted model, not a curated record. NCBI's taxonomy places the organism in Eukaryota, Metazoa, Chordata, Mammalia, Carnivora, Phocidae.